Messenger RNA from Frankliniella occidentalis (western flower thrips), 2066 nucleotides. RefSeq lists its product as uncharacterized. Bases 1 to 1497 code for a protein of 498 amino acids. NCBI's taxonomy places the organism in Eukaryota, Metazoa, Arthropoda, Insecta, Thysanoptera, Thripidae. The transcript has 6 exons. The record is from RefSeq and is a predicted model, not a curated record.
AUGACUUCCUUGCGCAAACGUCUAUCUGCGCCUAAAGAAAUGUUUGUUGCGGUAAAGUACUCAAAGCCCUACGAGAAGUACCCGAACGACGUAUUUAGUGCAAAAUGUAUUACCCACCUUGUCGUUGGGCCUAAACCUGCACCUGGCGCAGAUCGUCCUAAAGUCCCUUAUCAACACUCACCAGGUGUUGGAUUUGCGUCAGGGAUGUUGUACGUCAUCAGAACCGAUAGAGACGCAUUGGAUAACAAAAUGCAUGAUUAUUACGUUUACAUCGGAGCAUGGUCAGAAUCUGAAGAGGAUUUGAGGUCCAUUCUUGCUGAUGAGACUCGUUCUGGAGAACUGUCUUGGCCACCUACCAUCGAAGAUACAAGUGAACUGGAAUCUGGUUGUGAAUCUGACGAGAAGUCAGUUCGAGAUGGCCGAGUUCUAAAUCAAGCAAUAAACAAUUCUAAGGAUCUGAGAUUAGCGCGGCAACAGUCUCACCAGAACCACUUGAGUGCACUAAAGUCUAACAGUCACCUUGAUUUGAGUGGUCCGAACACUGGCAUCCUGAGUGACCCAGGGAUGACUUUAGAAAAUCUAAGGAAGCAGGCUAAAGAACAAGCAGAGAUCAUUAAGAAAAUGGAAGAGGAGUCUCAAAGAAGAAAAGAAGAGGAUAAGAGGAGAGCCGAGGAGCUGAGUCAGAAAGAAGAGGCACUGAGAAAGAAGGAGGAAGAAUUAAAUGCAAACAUUAAACGGAUUGAUAGUGUGUUUGUCUGCAUACAGAACCUUCAGAGUGAUGUGAGCUUGAUAAAAGAAAAAAUUAGUGGAAGCAGCAUAGCUUCUGGAAGCACAUCUUCCUCCUUACAUCAAGAGGAAGAUAUCUGGGAAAAUUAUCAUGGCCUUAAAAUAAGACGGCGGGUAAUUCCUGGACUUGAAGAGGCACAAAAGGACCUCGACUUUUUUAAGACACUUCUUAAAGGAUGCUUUGGUAAAGAAGCAAAGAACAUGAGAAUGUGCCAUUCUCCAGGGACAACAAAAGUGACAGAAGAUUGGCAGUUAGAUGCCCAAGUUGUCUUUGGGCAUUGGCUGACAAACAUCAAGAAGAUCAAUGGUCUUCCCCUUGCUGCCAGGGAAGUUGAGGCCAGGAAGAAGACUUUCGGGAAGAUGGUGGGCGAGGCUGCUCGUGCCUUGUGCCCUGCGAGGGGGGUCAACCUUGUCAAACAGGAGGCUCGGGAUAAGGGCCUGAGCAAAGCGGAAGUUCAGGCCGCCGCCCUAGCAUACCAGGCCGGGCGGCCGAAGCGGCCGGCACGGGAAAGUGAUGGCAAGGGGCCGACGAACAAGAAGGCCACCACGCAGGUUGUGUCGGUUGAGGCCAGGGUGAAUGAGGGUCUGCAGUUGGGCACGGGCACGGGCCCUAACGAAAACUGGGAGAACGUCGACCCCACUUUACUUCCUUCGGGGCCUUCCGGCCCCGAAGUUAGACCGGUUAAUAGUCAAACAGUGAACAUGUUCUAAAUGUACAUAAUUUUGUUCCUAAAAGGGGAAUGUUGUUGUGCACACCCAGACCAAAUGCAAUUUUGUAGCUACAAUUGUACAGAUUAAAACGCCACAAUUUGUCCAGUCUGGAUGUGCACAAUAACAUUCUCGUUUUAGGAACAAAAUUUCUGAUGCUUUGAGAAGCAUUUCUUUUUUCUUCCACAUUCGGUGGAUUGCUGGUCUGUUGUAAAUGUUCUGUUAAAUGUACAUAUUUUAUAUUCCAGGUGGAUGAUUAACCCCAUUCACUUCUGUAGUUAUGCUGUACCGCACGCACAAGUGCGGGCGGGCUUGCCUAUCGCCCCUGUCCACGGCGCCUUACGGGCCGAGCGAGUAGGCAACCCGCUCGCACUCGUGCGUGCAGUACAGCAUAACUACAGAAGUGAGCGGGGUUUAUCAGUCACCUGGUAUAUCCAUUUCAGCAUAGUGUGCAGCAUAAUGGUCUUCUUGUAAAUGUUCUGCUAAAUGUUAAUACCAUUUUAUAAUUAAGAACUCUAAAAUGAAUUUGUAUCACUUUAUAUAUUGUCAAUUAUACUAAAACAUUCAUCCGA